This is a messenger RNA of Coffea arabica (coffee), 1386 nucleotides long. RefSeq names its product alpha/beta hydrolase domain-containing protein VTE7-like. The record is from RefSeq and is a predicted model, not a curated record. Lineage: Eukaryota; Viridiplantae; Streptophyta; Magnoliopsida; Gentianales; Rubiaceae. Gene Ontology annotation, molecular function: catalytic activity.
UUCUACACUUUUACCACAUCCACCGACACAUCAGUAACCAUUUUGAGUACUGAUAUAUUAGUACUACCCAACAUGAUUUAACAGUGGCCUAUUCUUUCGAUAUAGUAAUAUGCUGAGUUGGUUGAAUUGCAGGCCGGCUCUGAUUCCCGGAGCUAGAGAACGCUUCACCUCAAUGUAUUCGAUGCAUCUGUGGUUUAAUUCUGGAGGAAGACUGGGUACAAAUGCAGUUUCUGUUGAUGGUGGGUUUCCUUCGUUUAUACCUGCGGAAGUUAAAGAAAUCAAGGAUCCGUUUGCUCGAGCUUUGGCUCAGAGGAUUCAAAGACUUCCUGUAAAGCUGCAGGUUGGAUUUUCUGAGAGUUGUAUAAUGAGCAGCUGUGUGAAGCCAAGGUUUCAACGUGAUACCAAUCCGGCUGUCCUACUCCAUUGUUUCGACAGCUCUUGUUUAGAAUGGACACGAACAUACCCAUUACUUGAGGACGCUGCAGUGGAGACUUGGGCAAUAGACAUUCUUGGAUGGGGUUUCUCCGACCUAGAAAGACUUCCUCCCUGUGACGCAGCAUCCAAAAGAUAUCACCUUUACCAGCUUUGGAGGACUCACAUCAAACGACCGAUGAUAUUAGUCGGACCAAGCCUUGGUGCAGCAGUCGCCAUUGACUUUGCUGUCAACUUUCCAGAAGCUGUUGAUAAGCUGAUUUUGAUUGGUGCAAGUGUUCAUGUUGAAGGCACAGGGCUUCUGACAAAGCUACCCAAAUUUUUAGCAUAUGCUGGGGUCUCUUUGUUGAAAAGCCUCCCACUGCGGCUGUAUGCAAAUUUACUAGCUUUUGAUGAUAUAUCCUUGUCAACGUGCUUUGAUUGGACCAAUGUUGGCCGCCUACACUGUCUUUUGCCCUGGUGGGAAGAUGCUACAGUGAAUUACAUGCUUAGUGGUGGCUACAAUGUUGUUAAUCAAAUAAAGCAGGUGAACAAGAGAGUUCUUAUCAUAUGUGGAGAGUGUGAUAACAUUGUCAGCAAUAAGCUUGCAGUGAGACUGCAUAGUGAAUUGCCAGAUGCGAGUAUCCACCAGAUACCUGACUGUGGUCAUCUCCCGCAUGUUGAGAAGCCUGAGAUGGUUGCGAGGUUAAUCGCGGAUUUUGCUCUGUCCGGCGCACAUAAAGAGGAGCAGAAUCCAAUUGUCUUGAACUCGGCUGGGGAGAAAAACACAUCGUCGUUCAUUUGCUAAAAGCAGCAAACGCUUAGGGAGCAUUUUAGACUAACAGUCUAGCGCAGGCUUUAUGCAAGUAGAAUGAUGGCUUGUCUAAUUAUGGAUUGCUGGAUUCAUUUAGCCGUCUCUUUGAAGUAAAAAACAGAUAAUGAUAUAUAUCACCGGUGUAUCACCUCCUGCAUGCA